Molecule: messenger RNA, 480 nt
Organism: Anolis carolinensis (green anole)
Lineage: Eukaryota; Metazoa; Chordata; Lepidosauria; Squamata; Anolidae
Product: leucine-rich repeat LGI family member 3-like
Exons: 1
Coding region: 1-480 (159 amino acids)
Source: RefSeq, a predicted model, not a curated record
AUGCAGCGACUGAUCAUUUCCAGCAGCUCCCAGGUCCUCAUCAUCUACCAAUGGAACUGGGCCCAGAAACAGUUUGUCCAUCUUGGCGACGUGUCAGAUGUGAUGGACAUCCAAAUGGUCAAGCAUUUCCGGGUCAAGCGGGACAACUACUUGUGCCUCAGUUGCUACAUUGGAGACUCCAAGGUGGUCAAGUGGGACAGGCCACGCUUCACGGAGGUGCAGACCCUCCCCUCCAUGAUCAUGGAGGCCUUCCCAGUGGCCCAGCACCAGUACAUGGCCUUGGGCAGCAACUUCUCAUUCAUCCACAUCUACCUCUGGGACGAAGAGAAGCAGAGGUUCUCCAAGUUCCAGGAGCUCUCCAUCCAAACACCGGGCACUUUCCACAUCAUGCCCUUGGAGGACAUGAACAUCGUGCUGGUGCCCAGCUUUAAAGGGAACACUUUGGUCUACAAGCACAUCAUGGUGGACCUCAACUUGUAG